AUGAACCUAACUACGCUAGCCCCAGAAGUCUUCGAGACAAUUCUCACGUACCUUGAUGUUGACACAGUCAAAGCUCUUCGUCUCACGGACCGAAAGCUCGCAGAAAGGUGCAUUGGACCCCGGUUCCUGGGCUCCAUCCAACAACCAACUUUCGAUGUAUCGCCACAGAAUCUUCGUUCUCUUCGGGCCUUAGCUUGCAAUCGUACACUUAAAAAGGGGAUUCAUUCUCUGACAUUAUUAGCUACAAAUUUGGAUUCUUCGGAAUUAAAAAAGAAUGUGGCAUCUGGAACAUACAUUGUACGGGAGGUCAAUGGGCCCUUUGUUUCAGCCACUACGGUCGCCUAUACCCCCAAGGAACUUUCAGAUGCUGGAUCCGAUUUGAAGUGGUUGAAAGAACAGGAAGAACUCAGGAACAAUGAAUCGUCGAGCGAGAUGAUUGAACUUCUCCAACUUGCGCUCACAGAGUUUGGCGAGUUGGAUGCCAUUCACUUGGACGGUGCCGCCAUCACCGGACGUACCCAGAGAGAAUCAACUCAGAAUGGGGAGUGGCAUCCGCUCUGGAUGCGAGCGUCGCAUGUAUUCUCUUUGGUUAUGACAGCCAUAUUGCAAAGUCGGAUACCGGUGAAGAAACUUAAUGUCUAUCGCAAUACUCCUAGAUGCUGCAUUCCAUCCGGUCAUAUCACUGCCUAUGCAUCCUAUCUCGAUACAAAUCAGCUACACGUACUGUGCAACGGUCUGGAGUCGUUUGAAUUGAGUAUUUCUACGGAAAUACAGGCCGUUAUUGAAAAUGGUGACUCCGAUGAAGACGAUCUAAGUGAUUAUGAAAAAGCAUCUCGCAGAACAUUUGGCUUUUCAAAGGGACAUUUAUCACACGAAGAUCCCCGUGCAGUGCUAUCUGGUGAAAACCCUGGAGUCACAAGCAUACUCAAGUAUGCAUCGUCUCUUAAGGAAUUGGACUUAUCAUUCCGUCGGGCCCUUUCAGGUGGAAACUUGCACAGCUACGACUCAAUCAUUGAAAGUAUCGCCUCUGAAACCCAUUUCCCGAGGCUGGAAAGCUGUGCGCUUUCCGGGUUCAUGGCUAAAGGACAGUCGAUCCUACUUCUUCUCCAGAAACACUCCGGCCUUCGAUCUCUCACGUUGCAUGAAUGUUCUUUGACCACUGGGUCAUGGACUCCGAUAUUCGCUUACCUUGGCCAAUCGAUGCCAAAGCUAGAGAGCCUCAGCCUGUCUAACUUAUUUGGGAAGCAUAUGCCGUAUCCAAAACAUGGAGCAACAGUAGCUCGCUCGACUUCGAAUGACAAAGAGCAAGGAGAAGAGAACGACGUGCAGGAAGUCGAUGGAAUAGUGAGUUUGGACCCAAUUUGGGAUACCGAUCUACCACCGCGUUGGAAAAGGUUCUCGAAGGGUGCUACGUAUGUUGUGCAUACCAGGAGCUUCAAUCAAGCAGAAUUGAAGAAAGGUCUUAUCUUUCGGCCUGAACCUGGAGGGAGAAGGCCGAAGGGUUCGAUUGAACUUAUGAGGUGGAAAAGGUCUCGGCAAGCGCUUUAUGGGUGUCCAUAG
This is a messenger RNA of Penicillium antarcticum, 1560 nucleotides long. Its product is annotated as F-box domain protein. The transcript has a single exon. NCBI's taxonomy places the organism in Eukaryota, Fungi, Ascomycota, Eurotiomycetes, Eurotiales, Aspergillaceae. Bases 1 to 1560 code for a protein of 519 amino acids. The record is from RefSeq and is a predicted model, not a curated record.